GGAUGCUGGGUUAUGAACUCAGGCGAAGUCAUGAGGGAUGCAUGUGGACGUUUACGCUGAUAGGGGACGGUUUGUUGUUGUGGAGUACUACGCCAUCGUCCAGUUGAUGCCUGCAUGUGGCUGUGACGCUUGGUGGAGAAACAGGAGUACAUGGGAAAUCAGUGCAACUCCCCACCUGUGCUCACCUCAGUCUGCGUCCAACGAACUUCAACCGACAAAAUCCAGGCCCGUAGGGAUGAAUAGACGGAUUCUCCAUCUGAAGGUCAACGGGUCAUCAAUAGCUGUGCUAAGGGGCUGCGACUGUGAACAGGCCAUGAAGGAUUGUGAAUUCCCUGAGAAAGAAAAUGAGUUCCGGGGCGAGCUGGUGAACCAGCGGUGGACACGAGGUGAGAGGACCAGCAGCCGCUGUCAGGCCUCCCAGAGACUGCAGAGCCGUCGACCAAUCAUGAUGAGUGUAGAGGGCGAAGACAAGCGGACUCGCACGCGGUCCAAGGGAAUCAGAGUUCCUAUUGAGCUCGUAGGACAAGAGCUGAGCUGCCCCACCCCUGGAUGCAAUGGCUCUGGCCAUAUCAGUGGGAGAUACUCACGACACAGAAGCGUUCUGGGUUGCCCCAUAGCCAGAAAGCGCCGUCUGGAGGAGGCGGAGGCCGAGCAGGAAGCGGAGCGGCCGCUCUCCAAGAGGAAGUCCCAUCCGCUGAAGCUGGCCUUGGACGAGGGCUUCAGCACCGAGAGCGACGCCAGCAGCGAGGCCGACGGCGAGGGGGAGAGAGACGGAGAGAAAGCAGGAGAGACCAAGGAGCAGGAGAAGGAGGAGACGGAGGGCGCCGAGGACGCCAGCGUGGAGGCGACAGAGGACCUGACGCAGAACGGACACACGAACGGACAGGAAGUGGAGACACACAGUCAACAGGAGGCUGAGGAGGAGGAGGACACAUAUCAGAAAAAGGAGAACGCCUUCGCCGCUCAUGAAGAGGAGGAAUGUGUGAUCGUGGAGCCGGAGCCCGGAGCAGCGCCACCUGCGCCCGAGGAGUGUCAGUCUCCCUUUCAGAGCGCCGAAGACGUGGCCAACUCUCUCCUCCACCUCGGCCGGGUCUCUGACAACAAUGCUACAACUGUGGCCAUCCAGCAGUCUGUUGCUAUGGAGACUGGGGAGGAUGUCACUGUGGCAGCCGAAGGGGGUGAAGAAGUAAAGGACGAGCAGGAGGGGGACGUGAAUGUGGGGGAAGAGGAGGAGGAGGAGGAGGAGGAGGAGGAGGAGGCAGUUCACAGAGUUCAAGGACCGGCGGAGUCAUCUGCUCUGCAUAAGGAUGUGUCUGAAGAGGAAGAGGAAGAGGAAGGGGAGCGCAAAGACACAGACAAGCACAUGAGCCAGGUGAACCACCAGUAUGUGAUCAAAGACGACCACCAUGAUCAGAUCAAAGAUGAAGAGGAGGAGGCGGAGGAGGAGGAGGAGGAGGAGGAAAUGGUAGCGCUAGCACAGCAGAGGCAGGACACUUCAGUAGCGGAAGAGGAGGAUGACGAAAACGAUGGGAAAGACCGCGUUGGGUCGGCUUCUGAUGUGCCAAGUGCCGUCCGCACCAUCACCAGCACCGCAGCAGCUCAGGGAACACACAUCAAGACCGAAGACCACAGGGCCAGUCCUCUGGAGGACUACAACUCACACAGGGCAAGUCCCCUUGACAAGUGUGACUCUCAGAAGCCCAGUCCACUGCAGAACUACAAGACCAGCCCUCCUUUAAGCUACAGCUCCCGCCGGGCCAGUCCGCUCCACGACUACUUCCCCAUCGCCAGGAGCGAGAGCUAUAAGAUCCACAGAGCCUUGUCCCUGGCCUCGUCCGAGAUCAUCGAGGUCCGGUCGGACAGGUCGGAGGAGCGAGACUUCGACGACCUGGACGGGGACGACGAGCGCGACGACGAGGACAGCCUGUCGCAGCGCUCCACGGUGACGGACGAGUCGGAGAUGUUCGACAUGACGCGGGGGAACCUGGGCCUGCUGGAGCAGGCCAUCGCCCUGAAGGCGGAGCAGGUGAAGCCCGCCGGGCCCAGAGAGCUGCUCCACGGCCCCGACAUCCACCACCAGCGCUACUUCACCAUGGAGGACCGGCCCAAGCACCUGGACGUCCUCCGCAAGAGCUACUUCGGCAAAGAGAGCAGCCGGCCUGAGAAGAGGGAGAGCAAGUGUCCCACCCCGGGCUGCGAUGGGACAGGUCACGUGACCGGUCUUUACCCCCACCACCGCAGCCUGUCAGGCUGUCCGCACAAGGACAGGAUCCCCCCGGAGAUUCUGGCCAUGCAUGAGAAUGUGCUGAAGUGUCCGACACCUGGCUGCACCGGUCAGGGCCACGUUAACAGCAACCGUAACACACACCGCAGCCUUUCCGGAUGCCCCAUCGCUGCUGCCGAGAAGCUGUCCAAGGGCCACGACAAGCCGCACGUCCCUCAGCCGGGCGGCGAGCUCCUGAAAGGAAGCCCCAACGACAGAGUGUUGAGGCCCAUGUGCUUUGUGAAGCAGCUGGAGGUGCCCCCGUACGGCAGCUACCGGCCCAACAUGGCGCCCGCCACGCCCCGCGCCAACCUGGCCAAGGAGCUGGAGAAGUACUCCAAGGUGUCCUUCGAUUACGCAAGCUUCGAUGCUCAAGUGUUUGGAAAGCGCAUGCUUGCACCAAAGAUGCCCACCAGCGAAACCUCACCCAAAGCCUUCAAGACUAAGCCCUCGUUCCCCAAGUCGUCCUCGCCCAGCCUGAGUCUCCACGGUUACGGCAAGAGCUCCGCCCUGGCCUACGACUACUCCCACGACGCCGAGGCCGCGCACAUGGCCGCCACCGCCAUCCUCAACCUGUCCACGCGCUGCUGGGAGAAGCCGGAGAACCUCAGCACCAAACCCCAAAACAAGGAGACCGACAUCGAGGUGGACGAGAACGGUACCUUGGACCUGAGCAUGAAGAAGCCCAUCAAGCGAGAGGGCAGCCUGUCUGGCGCCAGCCCUGGGGUUCGGUCCCCAGACCCUUCCUCCUCCUCCUCCUCCUCCUCGCUCCAUCACGGCGGGAACAGCGGCAUGACGUCGCCGAACCUGCAAACCUAUAAGCAGGAGGAGUGGGAGGGUCCUCUGGAUUACACCAAACCCAGCCGCCAAAGGGAGGAGGACAUGGAGGAGGUGGAACACACCGCCCAGUCCUUCGUGUCGUCCGACGCCGAGGACUGUGACAUGAUGCAGGACUGCCUGGAGGACAGGAAGUACCCAGGAGAGGUCACGACCCCCAACUUCAAGGUCAAGUUCCAGCCCAAGGACAGCAAGAAAGAGCUGCUCUCUGUGUCGCUCUCCCUCCCCAGGUGUCCUACACCUGGCUGCGACGGCAGCGGCCACAUCACUGGGAACUACGCGUCCCAUCGCAGUCUGUCUGGGUGUCCUCUCGCUGAUAAGAGCCUUCGGUCCCUCAUGGCGGCCCACACCCCUGAACUCAAAUGCCCCACUCCAGGAUGUGACGGCUCCGGCCACAUCACAGGAAACUACGCCUCCCACAGAAGUCUCUCUGGGUGCCCGCGUGCCAAGAAAAGUGGAAUUAAAACUCCUACCAAGGACAACCAGGAGGACUCCGAGCUUUUAAAAUGCCCGGUGCCGGGCUGCGACAGCCUGGGCCACAUCAGUGGGAAGUACGCCACUCACCGCAGCGCCUAUGGGUGUCCGCUGGCAGCCCGCAGACAGAAGGAGGGGCUGCUGAACGGGACGCCGUUCAACUGGAAAGCCUUUAAGACCGAGGGUCCCACCUGCCCCACGCCGGGCUGCGACGGCUCCGGACACGCCAACGGAAGCUUCCUCACACACCGCAGCCUGUCAGGGUGCCCCAGAGCCUUACACGCCAAGAAGAAGGCCAAGUUCCCCUCAGAGGACUACCUGGGCACCAAGUUCAGAGCGGGCGAUGUUCUGGACAGCGAUGAGGACAUCAAGCAGCUCAACAAAGAGAUCAACGACCUCAACGAAUCCAACAACGAGAUGGAGGCCGACAUGGUCAACCUGCAGACUCAGAUCUCCUCCAUGGAGAAGAACCUGAAGAGCAUCGAGCACGAGAACAAGAUGAUCGAGGAGCAGAACGAGGCCCUGUUCAUGGAGCUGUCCGGUCUGAGCCGAGCGCUGAUCCGCAGCUUGGCCAACAUCCGCCUGCCGCACAUGCAGGAGCCGAUCACCGAGCAGAACUUCGACAGCUACGUGAGCACCCUGACCGACAUGUACACCAACAAGGACUGCUUCCAGAGCCCCGAGAAUAAGGCUCUGCUGGAGAGCAUCAACAAAGCUGUGAAGGGCAUCAAAGUCUGAGGCUCGGCGCGCGUGCACAAACACGGGAGCGGUCCUGAAGCGCGGGAGCGCGACGGAGGUGGAGACGAAGCGAGAUGAAGGAGAGAUGUUGAAAUACUCUACCAUAUAUUGAAAUACGAUUCAAAAACAACAAAAAAAAGGGAAUUCAGGUUAUUUAACGGCAACUUUAAAAGAAAAUCAACCCAGGGAGCACUCUGUUGGAAGAGAAGUGACGAGGACCAAAAUCCACCACGCUGCUGCUGGGAUUGGAGGGAGGACGGCUCCUUCAGCCAGGACGGAUGGAAGAGCAGAACCACCCCCAGAAACGCUGUCCGGGGGGUUUAUCGUGCUGUUUGUUUACCUGUUGUCUCUUUUGUGUCCUUAACUGUUCAUGGAGGAGGCGUCCGCGGAGGACGGCGCAGGCUCUACAGCGCUGCCCUGUAGCACUCACGGCGGCGCACGGAAAAACAGCCCCACACACUGUCCGGCUCCUAGACGCGCACACGCACACACCCCGGCAAUAUGAAGCAUGCACUAAACUGAAUUCUUGUUUGCUCUGUGGUAUUACUGCGGCAAAGGCAAAGUCAGCAGUGCAAUGUUGACACAGCGCAGAGGGAGAGGAUUCUUUGAGCAAGGUCACGAGGCGGAUCCAGGAGCGCAGGCCGGUUGUUUUCCACUGGACGCCCGGCGUCACGCUCGAGGGCGUCUAGUGAAUCCUUGCUUCAUUUGACUGAAAUGAUGAUAGGAGUAGUGUGCACACGUUUCGGUUUCAGUUAGUCAUAUCAAUAGUAUUUAUCACAUAGGAAUUGCACUUCAUUUCAAGGAAUAGUUUUGUGGUCCAAUAAUUAUUGUUAUAAUGGAAUUAUUUAAACUUUUAAAUUGUAACUUAUUGUCAAUUUAUGUUAUUGAGGUUUAUUUAUUUGAAGCAAUCUAUUUAUUAACUUUGUUUUUGUAAUACACAAAAAUGCAUCUUUACUGAUUAUUAUGGUCAAAGUGAUUCGCAGAUGUCUUAGUCAAUAUUUUAAGAAUCUAUAUAGAUACCUGACGAGGCAUAUUUGGUUUUGAGUACUUUUUAAAAAGCCUUUUUAAGUGCAGAUGUUUUAUAACAAUGACAAAUUUUUUGGAUAAUUUUACAAAAAAAACAAUUUUUGGGGCGGGGGGGUUGUUUUUUUCCCCUUUUGUUUGUGUUAUUUCUGUUACUGCUACAGUCAGAAUCCCCAUGCGGAGAAAAAAAAGAAAGUAUGUAUUUAUUAUUUAUUUAAUAUGAAAGACAUGGACUGAUAUGGCUGUAUAUUUAUUUUGUUAUUUAUGUGUGUGAUGUGACGGUUGAGUCUGAUUAGUCUUACAAAUCCACUGCUAAUAUUUAAAUAAAGAAACUCAAUACAAAUACUGUUUGAUUGCUUAGGCUUAUACUUAGAUAUACCAGCAGCCGAUUGUAAAGUAAAAAAAAAAACAGAACAACCCAGCAGAAGCAAUGACUGUUUGCUUUUGUCAGGUGAAAGACAAACCAAGAAAAUCCAGUACAAACCAUAGAGUUCAGAAAUGUUACCUCUCCUUAGCGUGUUGUAGCGGCCGACGACGGCUCACCCAAAACCUCUGUGAUGUACCGGAGACACUUAAAUAAGGCUUUGAUCCGUCUCUUGUUUGUUCAGCGUGAUGGUACAUGCAGAGCUGUGUUCCAGCAGUGUGUUAGGCUGGAUGAAUGGGUGUAGGACACACACACACACACACACACACACACACACACACACACACACACACACACACACACACACACACACACACACACACACAUCCCUGCAGAUAUUUUAGAAUGGCCUACUUUGUCAAACUUUUACCAGAUAAACAAACACACCCUUGUAGCCUUACUCUAGAUUUUAAUUUUUUGAUGCACAAAGUGCCACUGAGAAAAAAAAAGAGCGAACUCACUUUCUUUCCUGAUUCUUAGCAUUUCUGCAAUGUACUAAUGUCUGGUCCAGGGACGACCAUGGCAUCAAGAGAGUGGUGAUUGUUUCAGAUGCCUUUAUUUCUCUGCCAAGAUGGCCAUAAGUACACUAUAUAUACAUUCUGUAUAAAUAGAUUUUAAAGAUGCUAUAUAUAUGAAUAUAUACAUACAUAUAUUUUUCCAGUGUAAUUGUUGACUUGCUCUUCUUCUUCUUCUUCUCUUGUAUUAUGUUAUCAAAGGGUCCCUAGCUGUCUAGAGGAGAUGGAGAGGGGCGUUACCAAAAUGAGGCAGUUACACUUUAUUUAAUAUCACUAAGACCUGUUCAACUGUGGCUUUAAUGGUACCAGUCAGCCAAGCUGAAGGCAAAGUGGAGGUUGCUGAUGAUACACUACAGUACUUUGGGUGUGUUUUUCAUGGGUUUCUUUCCGUUUUCUUUCCUUUCUUUGUCUGUCCUUGAUCCAGAAAUGUCAGAAACAUCUACUGUAUGUUGUACUGCUGAAUCUGAGUCCGUUUGAAACUCGAUGGUUGGCUCUUUGUUCCUAAAUGUUGUGAGUUCAUGUACAGUAAAAAAAAAAAGAUGCCUCUGAAUAAUGUUCUGCACAUAGUGUUUGGCAGCAUUGUGCAGAUGUUGUGUUGUUAAUAGUAAGGUUUGCUCGCUGUGAGCCAGUUCUCUAAUGUUGAAACAAGCAAGUAGGCGACUUUAGCAUCAUCUGCCUUUGAGUGGUUGGUCUGUUGCAGCUACUGUGGUGUAAUAGUCUGUUACCCUUGUGUAACUCUGAUGUCAAAGGCAUGUUGUCAAUGUGCUUUUAGCCGAUGUAGAAUGAAACUCCUUUGUGCACUUUCUACCCAUUGGAAAUGCCAGCAUUUGAGUCUCAGCUGGGGAGAACACCAGUAGAUCACAGGCGGCGGAGGGCGUCACAACGCAGCCGCGCACGUUUGUAGCUGUUUGCAUAGAGCCAAACAGAGACAUCUCUGUGAUCCCACGGGGGGUGGGGGGGGGGGGGGUUCAAAGCUCACAAAGUGUGUACGAUGAAGAGAAAGGAAGUGGUGCUUUCCUUUCCAAAACAAAACUAAACGAGAGAAAAACCAAAAGAGACUGACGGGAAGCAGAGUUUGGUUCUCAGGUGACUGGGGAGAGCUGCUAGUGCCGAGCCGGGCCGGGCCGGGCCGGGCGGUGCCAGAGGUCGGCCCGUCAGCUCGGCCUAGAGGCGAUAGCAGCGGCUGGAUCAAGGCCGCGUGCGAAAUGAGAUGAGUGUGUGGGAGUGGGAAAUUGAUUUGCCGGGCUACACAAUCUCCCCCUUGUUUUCCGAGGAGGCGUUUGUUGCAUAAAUAUGUGUCUAUCACUCAAACGAAUGUCAACGCUUUUUAUGACUUUUAAACCCGCCGCCCUCCCCUCGCUCUUCAUGUCUUGUGCAACCUUUCCUCAGGAAAGAUAGUUUUGAUGCAUUUGGUUAACAAAGUAGCAAAUUCCUCUUCUGUUGAAAUGCACGAGAAUGCUACCAGAGAGUGUGAAGCCUGUGAAUAUUCUCCUAACUUAUUUGAUAUGGCAUGACCCCUUUUAAACUGCUUGAUGAAAUUGUCUACUGAGGUAUGUAAAUGAAUAACACUGAGGCCAUGAAAGCGUAGCAUUUUCAAAAAAUGUCAGCUGAGAAAGCAAACGCAGCCUACGGUUGGUUCCGCGCCCACGCACUGUAUGUUUUCUUAUUUACAUAAAAGUCCUGAGUGAUGGAGUGAGGAGCCGUAUUAUUCCAAAUAGCAAAGGAAAUUAAAAAACAAACUGGUCGGGGCCCAGUUUCCCUGAAGCACCUGAAUGGAAAAUGUAUUGACUUCUGGUGACACACAGGCCUUUUGCAUCCUGGUUUCAUGUUAGCUUUAGACCUGCGCUUGUCAAGAGUGGUCUUACUUUGGCACAUGUACACACACACACACACACACACACACACACACAUACAUGAACGCACGUACACAUAUAUGAAUGCACACACACAUAUAUGAACGCACACACACCUUGUCGAGGAAGACUCACUCCAGAAAGAAAUGUCAAGUUCAGUGGCACUUUUCAUCAAGCUGAGCCAAACUAUAAGCCCCGCCCCUUUCUCCUCCUCCUCCUCCUCCUUCUCCCCCGCUGUGGUGACAAACUGUGUGGUCUUAUCAUGUGUGCCUUUCUCACUCCACUCAUUGCAGGAUCUGGUAUGUUUACACUUGGCAAACCUGGCUCUAACACUGCUUAAACAUCUAGAUCUGGAUCUGGGGGGGUUUGGGGGUUGGGGGGGGGGGGUACAGUGCGUUCUCACGUGCAGGCGGAGGCCGUUGUGUGACAGAACUACGAAACAACAAGCUUUGUUAGACUAAAGAAACUGUGUUCUCAUUCUGUCGAUUCAGGUACCAAACCGCAUUAACAGUUUCUGUGAAGGAAGGAAUCUGGAGCAUCGUCACCGCCAUCAUCAUCAUCAUCCUCACCCUCUUCAUCCUCAUACCUAGAUAAUGCAUCAGUGUGCAGGGCAUUAUUUUGAAACAAGUGGAAGUCUCUGUACAUAUUUGUAUUAAGAAGAAACAGUGUUAUUGUUGUUGUAUUGAAAACAAUUUAAGAAAAUGGUUCAAAAAAAUAAUAGUUUGUGACAAAGAAAAAAACAUCCACAGCCAAGGGUUGUCCCGCUAGCACAUUUUUACAGAGAUGAGCUAUUUUUACUGGUGAUUUUCUAGGCAUUGAUAUUGAAAUCCUUUUAAGAAAGUAAAAAACCUUCCAAAAUGACAAGCACUUCCACAACGAUAGAUUGUAUGGUCAGUUUUGUUACUUUUGUAGACGUGGUCGUUCCAUUUUGUAAAGCGGGACAGGCCUUGGCUGUGUUUCCUCGGGGUCUCAUGUUUUUUCUUUCGCCGAUUACCUUUGAGUUUUUGUUUUUUAGGAAGUAAAACACUGUAGAUGGGCUGAAUUUGUGACUGUGUGUUUGUGUACUUGUGUACAUGUUCCCCUGUUCCUGUGUCAGUGUUAUAUACCAGAGACGUGAUGUCAGUUAUCGUGGGGGUUUGAACCAUUUCAAUGUUCUCUAUGAAAAACAAAUAAAGAAGCAUAGAUGAGAAACGA
Messenger RNA from Betta splendens (Siamese fighting fish), 9321 nucleotides. It is a transcript of the gene myt1b, whose product is annotated as myelin transcription factor 1b. NCBI's taxonomy places the organism in Eukaryota, Metazoa, Chordata, Actinopteri, Anabantiformes, Osphronemidae. The transcript has 25 exons. Gene Ontology annotation, cellular component: nucleus. Gene Ontology annotation, molecular function: RNA polymerase II cis-regulatory region sequence-specific DNA binding; zinc ion binding; DNA-binding transcription factor activity, RNA polymerase II-specific. The record is from RefSeq and is a predicted model, not a curated record. Gene Ontology annotation, biological process: regulation of transcription by RNA polymerase II. Bases 38 to 4312 code for a protein of 1424 amino acids.